AGAAGAAGAAGAAGAAAAAGAAAGAGAGUUUCAAAAACGAAUGGCAUAUGAUGAUGAAAUGGAACAAAGUUUUAUAAACGAACAAGAUUACAGCAUACCAGUUAUUUCUGAAAGAAGAAAAUAUCGUAGAAUAUCACAUAAUGAAGUUGAAAGGAGAAGACGUAACAAUAUCAAUGAUAAUAUCAAGUGUUUAGGACAAUUGUUACCAGAGAAUUUAUGUCAAGGAAAAUUAAAUAAGGGCACCAUUUUAAAAGGCUCUGUUAUUUAUAUUCAUAUGUUAAACGAUCAAUUAUCAGAAUAUAAAGCUAGACUUGAACGUUUAGAAUAUGAAGCUGCCAUUUUGAGUUCAAAAAGUAGUACUCAUUAAUACGUAUGAAUAUAUGUAUAUUUGAUUUACAUUAUUCUACUUUACGUACACACCCAUACACACCCAUACACACCCAUACACACCCAUACACACCCAUACACACCCAUACACA
Cokeromyces recurvatus is the source of this 479-nucleotide messenger RNA. Its product is annotated as Myc-type, basic helix-loop-helix domain-containing protein. Lineage: Eukaryota; Fungi; Mucoromycota; Mucoromycetes; Mucorales; Mucoraceae. The coding region runs from base 41 to 367 and encodes 108 amino acids. The transcript is spliced from 3 exons. Gene Ontology annotation, cellular component: nucleus. Gene Ontology annotation, molecular function: RNA polymerase II cis-regulatory region sequence-specific DNA binding; protein dimerization activity; DNA-binding transcription factor activity, RNA polymerase II-specific. The record is from RefSeq and is a predicted model, not a curated record. Gene Ontology annotation, biological process: regulation of transcription by RNA polymerase II.